AUGACUCUUCCCAUCGGCUUCCCGCCAUCGACCACAGAUCCAAAGAAUAUUGUCAGGAGAAAGUUGACUGGCUACGUUGGUUUCGCCAAUCUGCCGAACCAAUGGCAUCGAAAGAGUGUCCGUAAAGGCUUCAACUUCAAUGUUAUGGUUGUUGGUGAAUCCGGUCUCGGAAAGUCUACUCUCGUAAAUACCCUCUUCAACACAUCUCUCUAUCCUCCAAAGGAGCGCAAGGGACCAUCUUUGGAGAUCAUCCCCAAGACUGUUUCCAUUCAGUCCAUUUCUGCGGAUAUUGAGGAAAACGGUGUCAGACUUCGCCUUACCGUUGUCGACACUCCCGGGUUUGGAGACUUCGUUAACAAUGAUGAGUCCUGGCGCCCAAUCAUCGACAACAUCGAGCAACGUUUCGACGCGUACCUUGAUGCUGAAAACAAGGUCAACCGUAUCAAUAUUGUUGAUAACAGAAUCCACGCGUGUGUCUACUUCAUCCAGCCAACUGGCCACUCCUUGAAGCCAUUGGAUAUCGAAGUUAUGCGCCGAUUGCAUACCAAGGUCAACCUCAUUCCCGUCAUUGCCAAGGCGGACACCCUCACCGAUGAGGAAGUCGCCCUUUUCAAGAAGAGGAUCUUGGCCGACAUCCAACACCACUCCAUCCAGAUCUUUGAAGGGCCCCGCUACGAACUUGAUGACGACGAGACCAUUGCCGAAAACAAUGAGAUCAUGUCCAAGGUCCCCUUCGCGGUUGUCGGAGCCAACACAGAAGUGACUGAUAACAAUGGUCGCCUGGUUCGUGGCAGACGCUACCCGUGGGGUGUCAUCGAGGUCGAUAACGAAGAGCACUGCGACUUCGUUAAGCUUCGACAAAUGCUUAUCCGCACCCACAUGGAGGAAUUGAAGGAGCAUACCGCCAACACCCUCUACGAGAACUACAGAAGCGAGAAGCUCGAGACUAUGGGUGUCAUCCAAGACCCGAGCGUUUUCAAGGAGGUCAACCCCGCUGUCAAGCAAGAAGAGGAAAGAGCUCUUCACGAGGCCAAGCUCGCCAAGAUGGAGGCCGAGAUGAAGAUGGUUUUCAGCCAGAAGGUCGCCGAAAAGGAGAGCAAGUUGAUGCAAAGCGAAGAAGAAUUAUACGCCCGACAUCGCGAGAUGAAGGAGCAAUUGGAAAAGCAGAGACUCGACCUCGAGGACAAAAAGAGCAGAGUCGAAAGCGGACGACCUCUCGAAGAGAAGGGCAAAAGAAAGGGUUUCUCGCUACGAAACUAG
Messenger RNA from Orbilia oligospora ATCC 24927, 1260 nucleotides. RefSeq lists its product as uncharacterized. Gene Ontology annotation, cellular component: cell division site; septin complex; septin ring. Gene Ontology annotation, molecular function: GTPase activity; molecular adaptor activity; GTP binding. Lineage: Eukaryota; Fungi; Ascomycota; Orbiliomycetes; Orbiliales; Orbiliaceae. Gene Ontology annotation, biological process: cytoskeleton-dependent cytokinesis. The record is from RefSeq and is a predicted model, not a curated record. The coding region runs from base 1 to 1260 and encodes 419 amino acids. The transcript has 3 exons.